UUCUACAGCGGCUGCUUUCUGAGCUUCAUGUACACCAAACUAUGGGGACCUCUUCCAGCUGAGACACACCAACUCAUACAGGGAUUCUGCUGUUUGUGAACUUGGAGCAGGUUAAGGCCAGGAUUCUAGGGUUAAAUCCUGUGUAGGCUCUGUCAGUCAUCAGGACACAGCAGAUUUCAAAGGAAAAAAGAAAACAGGAAAUGGAGGGAAAGCGUCUUGUUAUUGUGUGGUUUCUGUGGAUGCUGCCACUGGGACUGAAUAGCACAGUGACACUUCAGCCUAACCACCACUCCACUGACUUCAGGAGAAGUGAGGUUACUGCAACUUCAGACAAAGUUUCACCCUUAGAAAUGGCACAAGAGCACCUCAACAACGCACCUGAUGAAGGACACCAUAGCACUGUAGCACCUUCAGUUGAGUUGAAGCUCACAGUGAAGAGUGAACCACAGACUCCAGACCAGGUGUCCACCAGAUAUAUUCUCAGCUCGUAUCGGCCUUCAAUCCACCCUUUGAGUACAAGCACAAAGAGGAACUCCCAGUCACCUCAGGACCGCCAAUCCACCAGAUAUAAAAACAACUCCACAGUGGAGAUCACAGCAGAUGGAGCCGAGGAAACUUUGCCCACUAUGGGGAAUCAGCCUCUGUUAAGGCGAGAUACACCCUCCAGCAAGGACGAAGUAAGUCCAACAGCAUCACCUAGACCUGGACCUUCUGAGUUGUCCACUCAAACAACCCCACCGACACCAAAUCAACCAACAGUGAUCCAAACAGGGCCUGGUCCGUCCAAUCCUCCGAUGUCGCAGUCCAACAACUCAACGGAGAGGAUCCGACCCACGCCAACUGGUGUUGGAUUUAGAGUGACACCGACUAGAGCUGAAUUUACUUUGAACACAGGUGGGGAGGCUCAACUGCCCAGUACCCCCUCCCAGGCUCCAGUCACAAGCAGGAGAUCAACCCCUUCACGCCCCACUGAAAUAGGUCCAACAGGCCCAUCUGAGCUGCCUAGUGCUGCCACUUCACCCGCCACCCUACCUCCCUCUUCAGCCAUGACCAAAUCUUCAACCCACAUCUCCACUCCAUGGACGUCGACUCAGCCCGCCAAGACCCUUGCCACCACAGCAGCCUCUGUUACUGCUAGUAUUGCCGUUACCAGCACCAAGGGCCAAUCCACACCAAUGGUCCCCACUACAAAACAAGUCACCGCUGCCACCACCACGGCAGGACUGCCUCCUCCGACAAAAACUGCAAACAAAGACAAGAGCAAAACGACGGGGAACCAUGGCACAAUGGUGGCUGUACUGACUGGUGUGAUGCUGGUUCUGAUGCUGGUGGGUUUCGGGGUCAUCUUCGUGAGGAAGCGCAAACAACAAAGGAUGCAGCUGCAGAAUACAGCCUGGGCCGGCCCCUCUCCGUUUCUGGACGGUGGAGUCCAGUCUCGACUGGAUAAUGACGAAAGCAGUGACGUCCACCUGAGGGGCUCCAAUCGGAUCUCCUUCUCUGGCUUCCUGUCUCAGCGGCUCUCCAAGAGGCUGUCUCUGCUCCAGGAGACUGACGAGGAAUUCCGGAUGGGUGAGAUUCCGGCAGGAAGUACAUUCGGAAGAGAGACUGUUUCAGAUGAUGUUCAACCGAGCAACGGGACUGCUGCGGUGCACAACGAAAAGACCCAGACUGAGGAGGUGCAACCUCCGGACAACUCCUCAUCUCCUUCUCCACCGACGGCUUCAGAGACCACUGCCACAGCACACACCCAUGACCAUCAGCCUCCUGCCUCCUUGCAGGUUGUUGAUCUGGGGCCAGACAAUGCUCCCAAUGGAUCUCGCUCUCCCUCUCGUAUGCCACCAGAUAUCCCAGAAGCUGUUCCUCCACCAUUGUUGGAUGUUUACCUGGGUCCCCCCUCAGACCAGGCCAGCCCCCCUUCACCAGAGAGCACAGAUCUUCCCCCCCCACCCCUCUGACCCGCCUUUACCCGUCUCCAAGCAGUGACAGAUAGCAACACACAGGAAACCCCCUCUCCUCCCCCUCCAUCGAACAAAGGAAACCACUCACGCCAAAAAACUAAACUCAAACUGAUGCUUAUCAGUGUUCCGCUUCCUCUAUCUGAUUAAACAUUUCAUGAAAUUGAUCUUCAACUAGGCCUAUAGCCAUAGUUUGAUUGUCAAAACCAAGCCAAUCCAUCUCCCUAUUUAACGGGGUAACUUUGGCAUUGGCCACAAUAAUUUGCUUUUUAACACAUGAUCCCUAUGGUCUUUCUAUGAAGAUAACCAAAUGUACACUGAGAAAGCUUUCCCAAAUGUUUUCAUUCAAGAUGUAGAUACUGUUCAGAUCCUUAUUAAUUCAGCCUGACUAAUCUGUAGCAGUGAUAUUUAUUUCAUGCUACAAUAAUUGCUUUUUCAUUAGUGUACUUUUUGGAGGAAAACAUAUAGUGAUAUAAGGGCCUAAACAUCAGCAUCAUACCCAGUGGUGAGAUAAUUCAGAGAAGGAUGCACUGCUGAAGUAAUGUAAUAGUGUGUGUGUGCAUGCACGGCAAAUGAUAAUUUUCAGAGCAUAAAUCCAGCCACUGCAAAAAUCUACCCAGGCUGAGACAUUCAUUGGGCAAAAUGGUGAGAGAGGAAGUUCUAAAAGGAAAUGAAAUGUGAGGGUGAAUUAUAUAAUUAAACCGAGGAACGAUAGAUAGAAAGGGAUAGAAUGAAUGUGAAAAUGAGAGUAAGAGUGAGCAGGGAGUUAGUCUCUCAGUGGGGCUGGCCCGACACCGUUAGUGAGUGCGUUACUGCAGUGUUGCAGUCGCUCCCAGUGUAUUUCAUAGCUGUGCAGCAGUAGAGACAGAAAGAGGGAAAUGUCAGACCCACAAAUAGCACCUCAACGUCUCAUCUGAAGAGAAACCACAGAAACAAUAAGAUGGGAGAUGGAAAGCAAUAACCACGCCCACACACACAAUUAUUUCCAUCUACACAUAUUCUUACCUGUCAACAAAUGAGAGUUGUGAAAUGCUCAUUGUUCAUCAAUCAUGUAUUUAUGCAAUAAAUCCACUGAUGGUAAA
Coregonus clupeaformis (lake whitefish) is the source of this 3037-nucleotide messenger RNA. RefSeq names its product proteoglycan 4. The coding region runs from base 201 to 1955 and encodes 584 amino acids. The transcript is spliced from 2 exons. NCBI's taxonomy places the organism in Eukaryota, Metazoa, Chordata, Actinopteri, Salmoniformes, Salmonidae. The record is from RefSeq and is a predicted model, not a curated record.